AUGUUGUCCAUUUUGCGCAAACGUAAAACAGACAAAAAAUCGGCCUCGAAUCCUACUGCUCCUGUCAGUACCAUUAAGACGAAAAAGAAAGCGAGAAACAAAAAACAGCGACAGGAAGUUAGUGAAAAGCAUAAGACCAUUGUUUUCGCGGCCACCUCUAAUUUAGAAAAGGCGAUUCAACGGACAAAGGAGAAGGUCGCAAUGAUCGCCCAAGAACACAGAGAACAAAAUCGUAAAUUUCGCGAUCGAGAAUUCGAUUUGUUUGUAAACCCUAUGGAUUGUCUUUACAGUCUUGCCAAAACACCCUAUAAUCACACCGGUGUUAGACGCGUAUCGAAGAUAUUUAAAAAUCCUCAAUUUUUCAUUGACGGAGUUGAGCCGAAUGAUAUUAAACAAGGAUCAAUUGGCGAUUGUUGGUUUGUGGCCUCGCUGGCGGUAAUCACAAACAUUCCAAAGUUAAUAGAAACCAUUUGUGUUGCAAGAGAUGAAGAUAUUGGAGUCUACGGAUUUAUAUUUUUUAAGGAUGGCGACUGGGUUUCGACUGUCAUUGAUGAUCAACUAUUUGUUAACGGGAAGGAUAGCAAAGAUUGUUGGAAAUUAACUUUCGCAGAAUGUUCCAAUGAGAAUGAAACGUGGCUGCCCUUGAUCGAAAAGGCUUACGCGAAAAUUCACGGAGAUUAUGAAAGCAUCAGUGGAGGUUAUAUUGGUCAAGGCAUCGAGGACUUAACGGGAGGAGUAUAUACGGCCAUCUUCAUAUCCGACAUCUUGGACAAGGAUAGGUUCUGGAACGAGGAGUUAAAAAAAGUCAAUGUCGAUGUGCUGUUCGCCUGUCACCGUUACACUGACAAUAAUAUAGAUUCCAAAGGAAUUAUGUCUAACCAUUCCUAUAGCAUUUUACGUGUUGCUGAGAUUGAAAAUGGCAUUAAAUUAAUAUUGAUUCGAAAUCCGUGGGGAAAGAGCGAAUGGACCGGCGCUUGGAGUGACGGUAGCAAGGAAUGGACUUCCGAACGUAUGAAACUUCUAAAUCAUCGGUUUGGAGAUGAUGGUGCAUUCUGGAUGACCUAUGAAGAUUUCUUAGAAUAUUGGGAUGAGAUUGAUAAGUGUAGAUUAUUUAAUUCCAGUUGGACGGUCUAUUCAACUUGGAUCAACUAUAAUGUUGUUCCAAGAUCUCAGGGAAAAUUCAUUCUCACAGUUCCAGAGGAAAGUGAAUUGGUAAUUGUACUUCAACAACCUGACGAUAGAUAUUUUAGCGAUCUGCCAAAGUUCGAAUAUCAACUCAGCUUCCGUAUAUACGAAAAAGGAAAUAGUGUAUAUCUCAUCAGAAGCCGUCUGACGGUUCCAUACGGUCCUCGGAGCAUCAACCACGAGGUCAAGUUACCCGCUGGUACAUAUGAAAUCGUUCCUCGCUUAUAUCGCGAACCGAUCAUCGAAGUGGAAGAACACACUGAACCAGACGACCCUGCCAAUGAACAAAUUAGUCCUGAAAUGGAGGAAUUGAAACUGAUCUCCAAAAUGCGCAAGUUAAAUAGAGCCAAGGGGCUUGCGGAUGGGAGGGAUUUGAAUGAUGAUACAGACGAUGAAGAAGAGGAGAGAGAGGUUGAAGAUGAAUGGGAAAUAUCGCUUGGUCUCAGGGUGUAUUCAAAGAACGUAGGGUUGACUUUGGAAGGUGAUCCUGGAGAAUUCCCUGAUAGAGAAGAUGCGAAAAAAGAUGACGAGAAGAAAGAUGACGCAGAUCCGGAGGUUGAUACCAGAGCUACCGAAGACAACAUUGGUGGUGAAAAGAAUGAAGACGAGGAGUAUGCGUAA
Molecule: messenger RNA, 1806 nt
Organism: Acaulospora morrowiae
Lineage: Eukaryota; Fungi; Glomeromycota; Glomeromycetes; Diversisporales; Acaulosporaceae
Source: the annotation of a GenBank genome assembly